Saprolegnia diclina VS20 is the source of this 885-nucleotide messenger RNA. RefSeq lists its product as hypothetical. The transcript has 2 exons. Lineage: Eukaryota; Oomycota; Saprolegniomycetes; Saprolegniales; Saprolegniaceae. Bases 1 to 885 code for a protein of 294 amino acids. The record is from RefSeq and is a predicted model, not a curated record.
AUGGCCUCACCCUCGUCCAGCCCGCUCACGCUGGGCUAUCGCUUCGCGGCCAAGGGCCUCGACCCCGCGCGCGCGUCGCCCGCCAUACCCGUCGUCGCUGUCCUGCUCUACGUCCUCUACUGCGCGCUGGCCUACGUCGUGACCUUUGACGUACUCUUGGUCCGGCUCCGGACGCUUCUCGCCUUCGGCGCCGCUCUCGAUGCAGUGGCAGUCGCGGCCAAAAUCGGCUACGUCUUUGUGGGCAUGCCGAUGCUGUACCGCCACAUCACGCAGGCCGAAGAGGGCACCGACCACGCGCCGGCGCUCGACGCGUGCCUGCUUCUUCUAGCCCCGUGGGCGCUCCCGCUCACCUUUCUCUACGCAGCGACGAUGCCGCUCCAGUCGCUCUAUGGCCUCUGCAAGCCGCCGCCGCCGGUUCUUGAGAAGCCAUCGAUCGAGUACCAAGCAAUGACCGAGUGCAAGGUCUGCCUCGAGUUCUACACGGCCGAGAAGCUGGCUGCGUACUGCGAUACGUGCACGACGCCGUGCUGCAUCGCGUGCUUCAACAACUACCUCGAGCACCGGCUGACGUCCAACGAGACGCUGUGCUGCCCGGGCUGCAAGAACCACCUCUCACCAAACCUCCUCGCCUCCAACGCUAUCUCCUUCGACACACGCGAGGCGUGCGCCGCCCACUGCCUCACGCAGGACGAGCAACGCAUUUGUCCUCGCUGUCACCAGUUGGCGCGCAAAGGAAGCCUCCGGAAGCGCCGGGUCAUUUGCGACGCGUGCAAGACCACGUCGUGCGCCGACUGCGGCAAGGACUACCACCUACUGCCGACCUGCCGCGACAAAGCCUUCGAGCGCUACUGCCGCGAGACCGGCCCGGCUCGUGCAAAAGGCUGA